This is a messenger RNA of Orbicella faveolata, 447 nucleotides long. RefSeq lists its product as uncharacterized. NCBI's taxonomy places the organism in Eukaryota, Metazoa, Cnidaria, Anthozoa, Scleractinia, Merulinidae. Gene Ontology annotation, biological process: protein ubiquitination. Gene Ontology annotation, molecular function: metal ion binding; ubiquitin-protein transferase activity. Gene Ontology annotation, cellular component: cytoplasm. The record is from RefSeq and is a predicted model, not a curated record.
AGAGAAUUGCACAAACAACUGGAGGGAUGUACGUGAUGGUUCAAAACAUGGAUGAGCUCAGCACAUUCUUUAAGAGACAGGUGUUGCUGUCACGGUUCAUCGCUCAGUUUGCGCAUGACAUGGCUAAGCUUCAUUCGUUGCUUGCGUUACAGCAGUUUAUGCAGGGCCUCGGGGAAGAUACGGAUGAAGCUGAGCUGCGUCCUCUCAUGGCGCUGCUCUUGGCGAUGUUAGUCGCCGAAGAUGAUGACGAUGACGAUGACGAUGGAGAUGGAAAUUAUCCUAAACCUCCUCCAGUUGGGUCACGUGUUCGAAGGGGAGCACACUGGAAAUAUGGAAAUCAAGAUGGAGGAAGAGCUGGUACCAUCAUAAAAACAGAUGGUAUACCUGGUUAGUUCCGCUGUCGGUAAUGUUUUACCGUAGAAUUCUGAAAGUAACGCCCCAUAUGUC